This is a messenger RNA of Dioscorea cayenensis subsp. rotundata (Guinea yam), 1151 nucleotides long. Its product is annotated as plastid division protein PDV1. The transcript has 2 exons. The coding region runs from base 73 to 888 and encodes 271 amino acids. Gene Ontology annotation, biological process: chloroplast fission. NCBI's taxonomy places the organism in Eukaryota, Viridiplantae, Streptophyta, Magnoliopsida, Dioscoreales, Dioscoreaceae. The record is from RefSeq and is a predicted model, not a curated record.
UUGAUUUUUGCUUUCCCUCUCUUUUUCCCCUGCGGAACCCUCUCGGAGCUCCAGAAACCCUAGUUUCUCUCAAUGGGAUGGGAGAUGGAAAUGGAGGAGAUCGAGGCCGUCUUGGAGAGGAUCUGGGACCUCCACGACAAGAUCAGCGAUGCUAUCCACGCUAUUUCCAGGUCUCACUUCCUCCGCUCCGUGAAAACCCUUGGAAAGCCCGAGAUGAAGCACCGGGAGACGGAGGAGGCUGCCGGAGGAGAUGAUGACAGGGGUGGGUUUGUUUUCGUUAAGGGCUUUGGUGUUGCUGAUGAUGCUGCUUUGGCUGAGGCCAGGAGCCUCAAUAACAUUAGGAAUGCGCUUGAGAGCCUUGAAGACCAGCUUGAGUUCUUUCAUACCGUACAAUCUCAACAACGAGCAGAACGAGAUGCAGCCGUGGCAAGGUUAGAACAGAGUCGUAUUGUUCUUGCCAUGAGACUGGCUGAGCAUCAGGGGAAGAAGUACAAAGUCAUCGAAGAAGCUCGAGCAUUUGUUGGUUAUGUGCAUGAGACAACUGGUCACUUUGUUGCACCUGAGAACCUGUUUGAGAUACCAAGAAACAAUGACAACCACGAUGAAAAGCAAUCGAAUUUCUUGAUGCAAAUGUUGAUGUCCAGUCUAUCAAUAGCAAAACGGACCUUCAGAUUGGAGAAUUUCAGUGGUUUAGUGAUGAAUGCUUCCGUCUUUGCCGUCAGCAUGCUCGCCUUACUACAACUGCAUCAAAUGGCAUUCAAGAGUGAAACUGAACAUGCCAAUGAUCAAACUUUUCCAAACAAGAGAAAAAACAAGAAUCUCUUUCUGCCAGAUCCAUCCUCCACAAAUCAGCAAAAGCAGUUUAAUGUAUUGUCUGCUAGGGGUUAAUCUCAGUCGAAAAUCUUAUGCUUAUGCUUGUUUAUCAUGUUUGUUCUGACACUUGUUAGGAGAACUGAAAACCUUUCUCUGCAAAUAGCUUCGCCGAGGCUUCUUGCAACUGUUGUAUCCUGCCAUCUGUUCAGUUUUCUUACGUAGGAUUAGCGGGUUUUUUUUCCAUCUAAUCGCACUUAGUAUUGUCCUAGAAUUAUUUAUCAGUGUCCAAUACGAAUUCGAUAAAUGUAAUACGGUUAUUCUCAGCUUUGUAAAGUCAA